AAUCAAACUAUUUUUUACUAUGUUUUUGAGUUAUUUCUUUUUUGGUCCCCUAUCAAAUAACAGGGAACCCCAUUUUCAGUUGCAUUACAUUGCAAUAGAAAUGGCUAAUUAAGCAUCUGUGUAUUUGAUGUGUAAGGUUUUAGCAAGUCUCCUAAUGAAUAGCAUGAUUGUUGAGAAGAAUGUAUUUGAUGACAUAAGGGAUAAUCUUUCCAGUAUGAAGACCAUACUCUUUUGGAAAAUUAAGUCCAUGAACAUGUCCUUCUUGGAACUAGUUAAAGUUGGUAAACAGGCCCUCUCCUAAUUUAUACAAUCCAUCCCAAUCCUUUCUUCCCUUUCACUAAACCUAUGCCCUUAAUGUCCUUGAAUAGGAAAUACAUAUGUGCUACUUGCUUGCUUGAUUGAAUAUCAGAUCUGAGAACUUCAGAGGCCAUAUCAUCUAAUUGUACCUGAUCAAGAAUCUCCCCUUUAACAUACCUGAUGAGUAUGUAUCCAACCUAGUUCUUCAUGUCUGAUUUCUUGAUUUUCUGCUUUUCAUUCUCAUAUCCUUCAUUUUUCCAAGCAGGAAGUCAACUGUUGGUAGAAGCAAUAUUUGUAUCACUCAGUCCUACUUUUUUGAGGAAAGACCAAACAAAUUAAAGGAAAAGAGGGCAUAUUUACAUUUCAUAUUUUUUCCUCUUGGUGAUCACAGGACUGGGAAUUUAAUUCUCCAAAACAGAUAAUCAAUUUCAUUGGGAGAAAUGUUUGGUGCUAUUGUCAUUUUUCAUUAUGUAAAAAUCAGAUAUUACCCAUAGAAUGAUAUUAUAUGUCAUAAUUCCAACCAGGAAAUUGAUAAAAAUUUCAACUUUUAACUAUUUUUUAGGAACAACCUACAGAAGAUGAAAAAUGAACAGAGCAUGGAAGUCAAUGAUAGCUCAGGAGGAUACUUCAUCUUAAUGGGUUUUUCUGACCGACCUCAGCUAGAAUUGGUACUUUCAUUAUUUUUCUUUGUGUUGUACACCAUUACAUUGAUGGGCAAUAUGACCAUUAUCAUUUUAUCUUUUCUGGACUCUCGGCUCCACACACCUAUGUACUUCUUCCUCAGAAACCUCUCCUUCUUAGACAUCGGUUUCACUACUAGCGUUGUCCCCCAAAUGCUGAUUAACAUCUGGGGGCAUAAUAAAAGAAUCAGUUAUGUUGGCUGCUUGGUCCAAUACUCAGUAGCCUUGGCUCUUGGCUCUACUGAAUGUGUGCUCCUUGCUGUGAUGGCUGUGGACCGCUAUUUUGCUGUUUGUUGGCCCUUGCGCUAUGCCACUAUCAUGCAUCAACGUCUCUGCCAUCUCCUGGCAGCUACUUCUUGGUUCUCAGGCUUUGCUAAUUCAGUCCUCCAGUCAUCUUUGGCAAUGGUGUUGCCAUUAUGUGGCCACCGUCAGGUAGACCAUUUCAUUUGUGAACUACUUGUCAUUAUAAGUUUAUCUUGUGUGGACACUAGGUCAAUGGAAUCCAAAAUGUUCAUUGCUCGCUUGAUCAUUUUGGCCAUACCUGUCUCUAUCAUCCUCACCUCAUAUGCCCAUAUUGCUUGGGCAGUGGCAAAGAUCCGCUCAGCUGAGGGACAGAGGAAGGCUUUUGGGACCUGUGCCUCACACUUGAUGGUGGUUUCAUUGUACUUUGGGACUAUCAUGUUUAUGUAUCUUCAGCCCAAGAACAAUUAUUCCCAGGACCAAGGUAAGGUCCUUGCCCUUAUCUAUACCAUUAUAGCCCCCACCCUCAACCCUUUGAUAUAUACACUGAGAAAUAAAGAUAUUAAUAGGGCAAUGAAGAAAGUGAUGGGAAAUACCUAAGAGAGUAACUGAAGCUGGAAGUCUUUGGAUCACAGGUUCAUUAUCUUUAGAACUGAAUGGAACUUCUAUUCUCCCAACACUUUUUAUAGAUAAGAAAACUAGAACUCAGAGAGCUUAAGUGAUUUAUUGGAAGUAGCAUUGGACCCAGGUCUAACUGUAAGUGUGCUUUCCAUAGCAUCGUGCUACCUAUGUGAUAAAGGAUGAAAAAGUUUGCAAUUUGCAAAACUGUAAAAAACUGAGAAAUGCAAACCUAGGAAUGAGUGACAGUGGCAUGUGACCAAAGGUCACAUGGGAGCCAGAGACUGAGGGAUCUAGGUGAAAAUUCCACCUUUUCCAACUGACUGUCUUCUCUCCUGAGGAAGUUAAAUGAAAGCUUAAAAAGAUUUUCUUUGUGAUUAAACUGUGGAAGGAGCUUUUUCCCUGUUUCUGGCUGCUGGCAGCAUGUCUUACUUGGACAUCAGGACUUGCUUGGACAUCUAACAACAAAAGAUCCUGCCUCUAUUUGAUUUUGGACUCCUGCUGUGAGAAUUGGGGUAUUUGGUUAAGUUGUAUUUUAGUAACAUAGUUAAUAUAGUUUAGUUAGUUUUAAGAAUAAGAAUAAGUAUAUCCCUAUGCCCUUAUUCCUUUCCCUUCCCAAACAAUAAAACAGAUUUUUUAUAUGUUUUCCUCCUGUGUUUCCCUUAACCCAAAUCCUACCUUAACAUCUAUCAGUCAUCAUGAAUAAUCCAAGAGGGUAAUGCAAGGCUGGUCUGCCAUAAACUCCCUAGUGUUCAGUAACCUGGGUCACUUGACCAAGGUUGUCAGAUCCUGGCCAAAUAAGACAUAGGGAGGAGAGGAGGUACAAUUUUGGAGUAGUUUGAGAAAUCAGAAAUAAUUUUGGAGGUCAUCAACUGUGAUUCUGAUUAAAUGUAAAAUAAAGACAGAGCUGUCAUUGUUUCCCUUUUUCUUUUUAAAAAAAGUGUAAACCUUAAAAUUUCUUAGACUUAUGAAUGUUGGAAAUUUCCCUAUUGGGAAAUUUCAUACUUGAAAAAAUUUCCUACUGAUAGGAAGAACUCUAUUGGAAUGUGAAACUCCUUGGCAUGGGAGAAUCCUUCUCCUCCCUACUUAAGGUUACUUUAGGACAGAAACCUUUUGCUAAACAAUGGAAAGGGCUUUGACCUAUGCUUAAGCAUAGAACAGGAAGUUCUUUGAGUCAUGAUUGAUUUUAGAAUUGAUACAAUAGAGAUACUUGGAAUGACAGAACCAGGUCUUGGAAACUACAAUCUCCACCCUACUCAGAGUAACAGGAUUUAGGGAGGGCUGCAGCAAAGAUCAAGAUUUAAUUAUUUGAGAAUAUGACCUUCAACAGACAUGUGCAAAGGGGGCAAACCUCUGGGCAGUCCUGGGUUAAGCUAGAGCCACCAUUGGAAUAGGGGAGACAUCGACAGUGAUUGGUAGAUGUAAGAACUGAGGGGAGGGAACUGAGAUGGUUUCCUUAAAGAUAGCGGGGUCUGAGUAGGUCUGGAGAGAGGACUCUGAAGGCUCUGAAGGAGGACUGAGGAGGUUGCUCUGAAGGAGGACUGAGGAGAGGUUUUGCUCUGAAGGAGGUCUGAGAGGAGAGAGGUCCUGGAGGGAGGGCUCUUGGAGAGGUCUUGAAGGAGGCUGUGGAAGGAGAACUCAGGAGGAGUCAGGAGGAGAAUUCUCUGGAAACAUUUCUUGAAAGGAGGCUCUC
Monodelphis domestica (gray short-tailed opossum) is the source of this 3528-nucleotide messenger RNA. Lineage: Eukaryota; Metazoa; Chordata; Mammalia; Didelphimorphia; Didelphidae. The record is from RefSeq and is a predicted model, not a curated record.